AUGAAGUUACCUCUGGUGGUCCCUAAGAUAGCUAAAACAUGCGUCCCGAAAGUGUUGCCCGCAGCUAUGGAUCAGUCCAUAAGGAGCAUGAUCUGUAAGCAAGAGAAAAAUAUGUCACAGACCGAAAUGGCUACGCUUACAUCCUAUUUCACAGACACCUUCCCUAUACAGCAACUUUCCGCUGGAAACAGACAACUUGUAAUGAAAUGGCUCGCGAAGCGGAACGCAUAUGAAGUACUGGCAAAGCUCGAGACAGAUUAUCUUUAUAGUGCAAGCAAGCUUCUAAAGGACGAAAGAGAAAGUCCUCAGGCAACUUUGCAAGAGAUAAGAUUAUAUCUGAAGGCAUUGGCUCGACUGAGGAGGUAUGACGAAUUAGAUCAUCUAAUGUCAAGUUUGAUAAAAAAGUAUGCUUUAACCAAGACGAGAGAUAUGUUAUUACUGAUAGGAACAGUAUGCCAUGAAUGUUGCUCACCAGCACUAGGAAAGAACUCUUCUGAUGUUAUAGAAUUCUACAAGCGUUGGCCUGCAUGGAUGAAGCUCUUAACUGGUCAUGCUGAUUUUUCACAGAAAAAGGAAAAUAGAUACAACAUAGGAACAAUUAUUUCUACUAUCAACGUGGUAAAAAAGUUAGAUGGGCAAAUAUACAAGGUAUUUGAUUAUUUGAAAGACACCCAUGGCCCAACUCUAUGCUCUGAAUUCGGAUCAACGCUAAUGUCAAUUCUUAACAGAGACAAGGAUACUAAAAUGAUUCAGCUAAUAUGGGAGUACAAACAUGCACAUCAACUCCCGUUAUCAUCAUAUGAUCUGACAAGGAUUAUGCAAACGAAAAUUGUGGAAAGGGACUACAAAGGUGCUGUGAAUGUUUAUAUAAAUAACCCGUCGGCCCAUCUUGAUGUGAAACAAUUUGACUAUCUAUUGAUCGCGUUGUCUAAAACCUAUGAUUGGUCUGCAUUACAAGACCAGUUCAAUGCACUAUUUGGAAUUGGGAAAUUACCAAGCAUUGAACAGUACGGGAUAGUUAUGGCUGCUCUUGCAACUCAGGGUGAACUUGAGAGUGUUGACCAACUGUACCAGCAAUUAUUGAGACGUGGACUGAUUCCAAAUUUUAUGGUCAUUAGAGCUUUACUCGAAGUACACUUCAGAUCUGGCGACUAUCGAGGAUGCUUCGAGCAUUUUGAACUGUUCGAUAAGUACGGAAUUUCUCCAUCAAUGGGAACUUACACUGUUAUGUUCAAUGUUUACAAAAAAAUAAAUGAUAUCGAUGGUGCUCUGAGAUUCUUAAGGAAGAUAACAAACACAAAUAAAUCUAUGAUACGUGAAAAGCACUUUUUAGUUCUUAUGCAACUCUGCUCAAAAUUUACUAAUCACCUAAUUGCUGAAGAAUUAUUUAAUAUCAUGCAAACAAAUUAUGAUAUAACACCUUCAGCUUCUUCUGUCGCGGUGUUAAUAAAAGUCUACCUGGAUUCUGAGCAAGAUAUGAAGGCACUCUCUUUGUUUAAAAAGUUCAGAAAAGAAACUGAAAACCCUUUCAAGUAUAUUGAAGUCUUCAAUGCAAUUUUACCGUAUUUUAUCAAAACUCAUCAAAUACAAGAAUGUGAAUCUCUUUUCAAAGAAAUGUCAAUACAUUGUGAGAGGUUAGAUGCCGAGUAUAUGAGGAAUUUCAUAAAGUAUUUCAUUGAUGCGAAAAAGGACGUUGAUGCCGCAAAGGACCUAUUAUUUUCACUUAUCAAGAGCAAUAGAUCUUUGGUGGAUGAAACCCUUUUUGAAAGAGUAAUGGAAAAAUAUGAUGAACUAGAGAAUGAUCAAAUGAUAAUUGAACUAUACAGACUUACGAAUGAAAUUGACAUGCCAAUAAAUUCUAAGAUUUUACUGUAUCUGAUGAAAGCAUCAUAUAGAGUUCAUGUUAUUCAAGAAGAAAACUUAAACAAGUUCCUGGAGUUAUUUGAACAAACUCUUACAAGUGUGUCUAGUGGAACACUUAAUAUUACUACUAACAGCAUCCAUCCAUCCAUAAUAAAUUGGUUUGUGCGGUCCUUAUCAAAGUCACAUCUAACUGAUAGAGCGAUCGAAUUGCUGAAUAAAUACACUAACAUACUAUUUGAUGACAAAUCUCCAGAUAAACUGAGAUUUGAUAAUCAAUUCACUACUAUGAGGUCAAAAUUAGUUUACUACGGUGAAUGCGAGCAGUGGGAUAACUUUGAGGAUAUAUUUGAAGACUUUUUAAAUCGAAUAGAAUAUUUGGAAAACCGGCCAUCCAGAACUGUGAAAAAUCUUCGAAUGAAAUCUAUUUUUAACGGUAUAUUAACCUAUAGAUUGAGAAAUUUGGUAGCCAGAAAAAAAUUUGAAGAAAUACCAAAACUGAUCGAAUAUUUACACAAGCAUGAGUUUACUAUUACAAAUCAAUUUCUCAAUGAGGCAGUCUCAUACAUGUUCCUAGAUUCUAGGACUAUAGAAGAAGCCUUGAGAAUAAGUAAUGAUAAGUUGAUACACGGUUUCAACUUAUUGAACAAGAAAAAACACUUACAGGCCAAUGAAUAUAGGUAUAAUCGUCACGAUACCUCUUGGCUGCUGGCACAAGUUAAGAAAAACCCCGGUAAAUUUUCAACUGAUAUGCACAUGACGUGGGCUACAUUCACUGAUGCUACCUGUGCCAUCGACAGGUAUCUGAAUAAGUUUUCCCUUGAGAAAAAAGAUAAUAUUCUUCGCAAUUUCAUAGAAAAGUAUCCGUAUUUUAUGAAAAGUUAUUUGAUGAAAGAAAGAGAAUUGGUAAAGGACUGGAAGCAAAUUGAAUCCAACCACGCCAAUUAUUUCAAGAAAUUAAGAGACACAAAAAGAACUGUAUUUGUUUCGGAAUUUUAA
Molecule: messenger RNA, 2859 nt
Organism: Nakaseomyces glabratus
Lineage: Eukaryota; Fungi; Ascomycota; Saccharomycetes; Saccharomycetales; Saccharomycetaceae
Gene: PET309
Product: Pet309p
Molecular function (GO): protein binding
Source: RefSeq, a predicted model, not a curated record